Molecule: messenger RNA, 1267 nt
Organism: Schistosoma rodhaini
Lineage: Eukaryota; Metazoa; Platyhelminthes; Trematoda; Strigeidida; Schistosomatidae
Source: the annotation of a GenBank genome assembly
ACACUUUAUGAAGUCUUUUGUAGGAGAAAUCUACUCAGGUUGAUUAGUUUCUUCGUCACACCUCAGUAUACCAUUUGCAUUGGAUCUAAAGGGAAUGUUCAAACCAUAUUAACGAUCAUGUAUAAGGUAAAUAGUGAACUUGUAUCUCAGUGGCUCACUGAAAUAAGGGUUCUGGAUGGAGGUUUUGGAACAGAAAGUCAGAAAUUAUCGAAUCUACAAAUAGACGGACAUUUAGCUUGGAGUUCCAGAUUAUUAAUGGACGACCCAGAAUUAGUUGUUAAAAUACACAAGUCCUUUUUGCGUGCUGGUUGUGAUGUGAUUUCUACGAACACUUAUCAAGCAGCGCCUUCAACCUUGGUGAAGGCACUUGGUAUAAGUGAUGGAGAAGCGAAAAACCUUAUGCAUACUGCUGUACAUUUAGCUCAAAGAGCACGCGAGGAAGAAAAUAAUUCAGUUACUGCAAGCGAAUUCCAACGAAAAUUGCCUGUUCUUAUUGCCGGAUCUUUAGGUCCAUAUGGAGCAUGCGCUGCUGAUGGAUCAGAGUAUACUGGGUCGUAUGCAAACAAAGUUUCAUUCAAUGAGCUAGUGGAGUUUCAUUUAUCAAGAGCAAAAAUCUUAUUGGAGUCAGGAGUGGAUUUCAUAGCAUGGGAAACUGUUCCACUUUUGAAAGAAGUUUCAUCAAUAUGUGAAGUUAUGCACAGACUACCAUCAGCAUAUUGCUGGAUAUCAGUUUCAUCACCAGAUGGUGAAAAAACAUCCGGUGGAGAUUUGAUAGCUUCAGUCGCGUGUGAGGUAGCAAAGUGUGAACAGGUUUUCGGUGUUGGAGUUAAUUGUAAUAUACCACAUGAUUGUAUUGGUAAGGGACUUGCUAACUUAAAUUCACAAACAUGUAAAGAAUCGAAAAAUACUUCAAGUAAAUUAAUAUUACUUUACGCAAAUGAUUGUCAAUUAUGGAUACCUAAUGAUGGCGAUAAAAAGCGAGGUCAUUUCGUUAAUUAUUUACAAUACAAUCAUGACAGUUGGUUUCAAAAUACCAUUAAAUGGGCAAAACGUCGUGAAACUUCAGAUGAUGAACACUUACAUUAUUCAGUAAAUGAUAAACCUCCUUUAGCUCAGUGGGUCGGUGGAUGCUGUAAUGUUGAACCUGAAUGUAUAAGACGGCUUGCAAAAUGGAUGAAACCUGAUGAAUUUAUUAGCUGACUGAUGUUUGAUAUUUGACUAAUUGUUAAGAUUAUAUGAUUGUACAAAAUAAAUAAUUGUUUGAACU